CUCCCACUGAUGUUUUUAUUUAUUACAUCUGUGACUGGGUAGGGAAAUACUCCCGACUCGACCGAGAGAGCGUUUGCUACUUUGAGAACGAGCGACGCGCGUCCCUGCGAGUUACCGCGGCAGCCGCCUCCGUUGUCAUCGUCGCCGUCGCCGCCGCCGCCACCGUUAUCGCCGUUGUCGUCGUCGUCGCCGUCGCCGUCGCCGUCGUCUUCCUCCUCGCUGUCAUCUCGUCAUUGACAUCGUCACAGUCGUAUACACGUUACGGUUCCCUCGUGCUCACGCGUUUCGUCUAGAGCCCGGUGUAGUUGUCGCGAUUCGCUUUCCGUUUUUUUUUGUGAUAUGGAGGUAUCGUCGUCGUGAGCCAGUGCUAACGUCUCGCGCUGACCAACUCAGCGCGACAACAUUUGUCAUCGUGUUGUCAGCCUCGUCGUUGUGUUAUCGUCAAGUUAAAUCUUCGCGAUGGAUCGGUGAAAAGCAAAUACGCGCUGAAAGUGGACUGAAAGUGGACCGAAAGUUUGUUAUGAACACAGAAGUUCACGUGCGUGUGAAGACUGAAGAAAUCGUGCGGUCUGACUUGGGCCAAGACGCACGACUUUCAUUUGCAAUGAUAAAUAGCACGUUCGAUGGACGUUAGUUUGAAAGGUUAAAUCGUUUUACGUGCCACUUAUCGGUGCGGCUACGAGAGCUCGCAAAGAGGAUCGUGGAAGAAACGGCUUUAACAUGCAUUGAAACGAUAUCCACGCUCGAUUGUUCGAGUCGUACCGAUAUUCGCCAGCGGGCGAACACAGUGAUACGGCGACGUGAACGUCAGAGGCACGGAGCGUAUCGCUGGCGACAGGAACGUGCCGGAGUGUCUCGUCGUCUCUACGAGUUGUAGGAAGAACAGGGACGCGCGUUUUCGACCCUCCAUGGACCACGGAGCGAUGGACAGCUCUUCCGACCACAGCAGCCGUGCCAGUCCCGUAACCGGCAGUCCGAAACAUCCUCAUAGCCCGUCGACGCAACAGAGCCAGCAACAGCAGCAACAGCUCCACGGCAAUCAGCAUCAACCGCCGCCGUCUCAUCAGCAAUCGCACGGGCGCGAUCAGAUACGCGAUCAUCAGCAGCAGCAACCGCAGCAUCGCGGUGUGCCAACACCGGGAUCGCCUACGAGAGGCUCGCCACCCCAGGGCCUUCCUCUGAGUCCGCCGCCGUUGUCGGCCGGGGGCGGCCCCGGGGCACCGCCGGGGAUGGUGCCUCGUAUGCCGGGACUGCCGCCGCCGGGACUGGGACUGCUGGGCCAGCUCGGUGGUAUGCUCAGCGGACACCAUGGCUCACCGCUGGAGCUAAUGGCAGCCCAUCACGCGGUCCUGCCACCAAGAUCCUACAACAGUCCACCGCCGAUUAGCACUAGUGAUCCUACCGCCAACGAGUGCAAGUUGGUCGACUACCGCGGCCAAAAGGUCGCCGCGUUUAUAAUCGCCGGCGACACGAUGCUCUGUCUGCCUCAGGCCUUCGAGCUGUUUCUCAAACACCUCGUGGGCGGCCUCCACACAGUCUACACGAAGCUCAAGCGACUGGAUAUCGUGCCGUUGGUGUGUAACGUCGAGCAGGUGAGGAUCCUACGCGGUCUCGGAGCCAUCCAGCCCGGCGUCAAUCGGUGCAAGCUGCUCAGCUGCAAGGACUUCGACAUUCUUUACAGGGACUGCACCACGGCCAGCUCCAGGCCAGGAAGACCCCCAAAGCGAGCUUCCGUUGGACUGAGCCUCGCGGCGAGCCACCUAGCCGCGGCGGCUGGCCAUCAUCCUCAACACUCCCUGAAGAAGCACAGAAUGGACAACGGCGAUUAUUACGAAAACGGACACCUCGAUGUACCAAGGAUGGAGAAAUCACCGCUUCUGGCGAAUGGAUACAAUCACCCUCCCACGCACCUGAGUCACAUGCAGUUCAUGCAACUCGGCGGGCAUCCAGGUGCCGGACACACCGCCAUCCUGUCACCGGCCAGUCUGCCGCAUCACCUACAAGCGCAGGCACAGGCUCGGGCCGAGCAGGGUCUCAAGGUCAACCCGAAUAUGACGAAUAUGGAAGCCCUCGCGAGGUCCGGGACGGUUUGGGAAAACUGCCGAGCUGCCUACGAAGAUAUUGUCAAACAUCUCGAAAGGCUCCGCGAGGAGAGGGGCGACGCCGAGAGAGCGCUGGCUUUGGACCACAAACCCAGGGAUCUCAGCUCGCACAAUGGCUCCUCCAACGGUCACAGCCCGGUUCUAAAUCUCUCCAAAACGGCGGGAAGCGGAAGCGUGGGCGAGCAGUCCGGAAGCGAGGCAGGCGCGUCGCAUCGUUCUCAAGACGACGAGGAGGAGGACGACAAUCUGUCGGAGGACCUCGAAGACGACAAUGAAAAGGACGAAGAUUUGUCGGACGUGCCGGAGAAUCUGCCGUUGCCAGCGCCGGGCUCGGAAAGUCCUCCCCAGGCCCUGAACUACUCGCAGAUAGCCUCGGCGGCGGUCGCCGUAUCUCAGAGCGCCCAGGACCCCUCGGUCUCGAGUACGGAGACCCUGCUGAGGAAUAUCCAGGGCUUGCUCAAGGUCGCGGCCGACAACGCGAGGCAGCAGGAGAGGCAAAUCAACUACGAGAAAGCCGAGUUGAAAAUGGACGUUCUCCGGGAGCGAGAGGUCAAGGACAGUCUAGAGCGGCAGCUACAGGACGAGCAGAAGGUGCGAGUGGUUUAUCAGAAACGGUUAAAGAAGGAACGGAGAGCGAGGAAACGGCUGCAGGAACAGUUGGACCUGGAAAUCAAGAGGCGCACACAAUUGGAGGAGGCCCUCAAAGCCACGGGCGCGUCUUCGGAGCAAGUCAGAGCGAUCACCGAGAACGUAACGGCGGAGGCGCGCACGAGUUCGGAGCCGCCGGAGGCUAGUCCGGUACAUUCUCAGUCGCAGCAGCAAUCGUCGCAGCAACAACCGCCGCAGCAACCCCUUCAGCAGCAACAGGCAGCGGCCCAGCAGUACCGGGAGGCGCAAGUGCCGCGUCCUUCCCAGCAACCGUCGACGCCGGAGAAGCCCGCAUGGGGAUAUGGGCUGGAUCUCAUCGGUAGCCAGGCGUCGGCCUUCUGGCAAAAUUACCAAGAAUCGCUGGUGCAGGAGCUCGAGCUGGAGAGAAAAUCGCGGCAGCACCAAGCGGCCGAGAGGGACCAAGUCAAGUCUCCUCUUCAAGAGUCGCGGACGGGUUACUACAAAAACUCCGUUCUGUUUACGAGCGCGACCUAGAAGAGGCCGGACGACGGCAGGCGGGGGCAGCAGGCAGAUCGUGCAGCGAGCAGCCGAAGCGAAUGAUCGAUCGGACGAAGUAGGAAGCGCAAUUCGAAGCCACGAGAGCGGACCCACACAACGAGAGAGCGGGCAGAAGCGGCAGAAUCGUGAUGAUCGACCGCGAGAAGAAACCGUACGGAUUCGACGAGGAAGAUCAAGACUCCGAGUGAGACGAUCUCGCGCAAGUGUCCGCGGAGACUUAUAUGUAUAGCAGUGCGAACGCGCGAAUGCCGGGAGGUUCCACGAGAGUAUCUUGUCGUCGGGAGAUUCGUAAGUUCCGGACACAGUAUCGAUACGAGCGUGCGCUAAGCGAUGGCAGACUCGAUUUCGAUGAACGAAUUAAAAAAGCGCGCGGUUGUUCAUGCGUUUGUACAGGGCCGCGAUCGGCCGCGUUUUUCGACGCUCGAGGGGGCAGGAUAAGCGAAGCCCUCGAAUCGAGAUCGGUCCGGUCGGGAUUCGCGAACUGGGAACCGCGGACCGAUCCGCACACAUAUCAACGACGCGAUAUUCGCCCGAUCUCCCAAAUUCGCGUUCGCGGCGAUCGUGGGGUCGCGUCGUUCGUUCGACGACGGCGGAACCCCCGGAAGGAGACAAUUCUCUAAAUGUACGCACCAUCGAUUGUACCCGUUGACGGAUGAUGACCGAACAUUGCGUGACUUUCGCGAUAUCGCGACGAUCGCGGACAAGUAGGCGGAGGGGACGGUAAAGGAAAUCGGGAGCAAGGGGAGAGAAGGAGAGGCGGACGAGAGAGAGAUAUAAGAGAGGCAUAUUUCUAAAGACUGCUGGAGAGUGCGUGCGUGAGUGCAUGCGUUCCUAGAGGUACCUAUCUCCUAAUUAUCGAGCGAAUUAAUUAGAUAAUCGUUUUUAAGGGAUUCCAGGCGAUCGGGCGCGGCCACGCCGUCGUCGCGCGCAUCGUGAGGCGCGCCGAUUUCGAGUAUUAUUAUCAUUAUUAAUAUUAUUAUAUACGUCGCCGCGGCGGCGCGCGCGAGGCCCAAUCCGAUCGCCAGCUGCGAAACGAAUGUCGAGUCGCGGGCCCUCGUCGCGACCGGCCCAUUCGAUAUAUCCCGGAAUCGGCGUCUUCGGUGGCGCCGAUCGUUGCGUCUCGAUGUCGCGACGAUUUUUCGCGAGAAUGCAGUUCUCUCUCGCCGGGCACGUCGCAGCGCCGAGAAAUGCGUCGGCUUUUUGUAAAAUGAGCGUAAGAGCGCGAAAAUUGACGAGCGAGUCUCUUCUGGAUUCGACGCGGAACGAGAUUAGAGCCGCGACUCGAGUGCUGUAUCAUAGAAAAACGAGAGAGGGAGCGAGGCAGAGAAAGAGAGAGAGAGAUAUAUAGAGAGAGAAAGAGAGUAAGAAUGUCUCGAUGAAAAAAUGAGCGAGUGAAAGAAAGAGCGAACGGCAGAUAUAUAGAGAGAGAGGGAAAGAGAGGGAGAAAACGAGAGCAAACGUGAUAGAGUCUUACGAGUAUUUGCGUGCGUGAGUGCGUGUGUAUGUAUGGUAAAAAACAGAACAACGGAGGAUUCUCUCCUAGCGUCUUAAAUCGUAACAUCUUAUUUAUAUAAAUAACUUAGUUACUACCGAAACAAGUAAGUCUAAUCCAUAUUGCGUGUGUCCCGCGUUUGCGUUGACCGCCGGAGAAUCCGGCGAAAUAUCUUUGGCGCGUGCGAAAAUAGAUAAAGCGAGGAAAAAGGAAACGGCAGCGGAAAAGAGACAUCCGAAUUCGACGAUCCCGUAAGACGCGCGUUCGCGCCGAUACAGAGCGAGGAAGGCGCCAAGGAUAUUUCCCCGGGGACGGUCCCCGUAUUUAAGAUCCAUGUACAAAGUCUUUUGCCGUAAGGUUCUUGUGUUGUAAAGUUCACAUAAUCAUAGUGUCUAGUAUCGUACCAGCUAAAGCCCGUUAAGACGAUGCUAAACGUAGAGAAACGAAAAUUUAACCACCGAUAGCUGAUCCGUAUUUGCCAUCGCCGCUACCGAUUGACGGAGGGAAAGGAAGGAGGGAAUGGUAACCGUGAGGGGGGGUUGACACGAAGGGCAUUCAAGUAACGUUUUUCACGAUUGAGAACCGUAGGGAUUGACUCUAAUCGGCAAACGCCGAUCGCAAGGAUGACUUUGGCCGACGCCAAAUAGUACAAAUUAAAUCUCAAGAACAGAGAUUAACGGAGCGAACCGAUUGAAACGAUUUCUCACGCGAGACAGGCAAUAUUGACGGCUAUCGAUCACGCACAAAUUUUCACCGUAAAUAAGUUCCGAAAAGAAUAGCGAAUAUAUUUCAAAUCGUUUAGUUUCCGAUGCAACAAAAUGAAUGUCGAAAUGAUCGCCGAAUGUGCGGUUCUCGGUCGAGAAAAGCGAUACCGAGGUGUUGAGGGUGAAGGUGACAUGGACUGCGCGAAGAAGAGAAGUGCAAGACGUUUGCGGGGCGGAGUUGGGAAUGAGGAGAAGGGGGGGGAGAGACUUUGUCGUCGCCACACUGCGAGUCACGGCGACGGUGACUAGUGACGCCGAUUUCGCGACCGGACUUAUACAAUCUAGUAUCGAGGCAAGAAGUGUAUUCAUUGUAAUUCAGCAUUAUUACCUAUAAAUAAAUAGUUGUUAUUGUAAA
Temnothorax curvispinosus is the source of this 5880-nucleotide messenger RNA. RefSeq names its product dachshund homolog 2 (gene dac). Bases 909 to 3245 code for a protein of 778 amino acids. The transcript has 12 exons. NCBI's taxonomy places the organism in Eukaryota, Metazoa, Arthropoda, Insecta, Hymenoptera, Formicidae. The record is from RefSeq and is a predicted model, not a curated record.